Heteronotia binoei (common prickly gecko) is the source of this 2299-nucleotide messenger RNA. RefSeq names its product G protein-coupled receptor 88 (gene GPR88). Gene Ontology annotation, cellular component: membrane. Gene Ontology annotation, molecular function: G protein-coupled receptor activity. The record is from RefSeq and is a predicted model, not a curated record. The coding region runs from base 723 to 1820 and encodes 365 amino acids. NCBI's taxonomy places the organism in Eukaryota, Metazoa, Chordata, Lepidosauria, Squamata, Gekkonidae. The transcript has a single exon. Gene Ontology annotation, biological process: G protein-coupled receptor signaling pathway.
GGAUGGGAGGAAGCACUCCGGCUGUGUAAUUGCAGUCUUUCCAGAGCAUGCUGCUGAGCUCUUUUCCUCCCUUCCCUCCUGCUCUCGCAAGCCUGAAAUCUUCUGAAUAAUUCAUAGAGUACAAGCACCAAAUUUUCUCCGGCUGAUGUACAUCGUGUGCUCUUUAGAGCACUAGAAGAAGCCCUGAGUUUUCAGAUGAGGUGUUUAGUGCUCUUGAGGCUGUUCAUCACCCGUUAUUUGCCCAGGUAACCAUCCUUUCUUCUCUCUCAUCUGCUUGCUUGCUUCUCUUUGGGCACUAGAUGCUCUUGCCUAUCUUGUGAACUUGAUUCCGACCAUGGACAUCUGUCAAAUUGCGUUCUCCAUAUGCUGCUGGCACUAUCUUCUGUUUGCCUGGCUUUCUAACGCUCGCCUGAGAUCACGAUGGCUGCAUCCUCUCAACUAUGCCUGCUCUCGUUUCACGUUCUGAAGAAGUGCCAUAUAUUUUUGGCAACAACUGACUUCAAGAUUCAGCAUAUACUAACGUGAGGGGGAAAGUUUUAUUGCCUGUCUUAAGAUAUUGCUGUCUCUGUUCUCAGCAUGCUUUGAAUCUUUCCCAUUAUCUGCGUUUGCCCUUGUUGGGUUAUGCAUGGUGCACAUAUAUAUCUUGACUUCUUCAUGACUCGGCUUAACCACCUCCAGUGAUGAGAUUCGUCUAGAGGUAGAGGUGCAAAAGCACUGGAUUUAUGCUCUACGGCAUGCUCAACUCCUCUUCCUCCUGGAGCUCAAGCUCUUUGCAUCUGCUGCUUUGUGAAGAAGACUCCCUUAGCUCCAGGAUCUCUUUGUCUCUUCUGUAUGUACUUCUGGCUAUCUGUGGCACUUUAUCCAACAUCACAGUCAUUUAUCUGGUCUUUACCUUCAGGAAGCUGCGCACCACAAGCAAUGCUUUCAUUGUGAAUGGCUGCAUUGCUGAUCUAUGUGUGUGUGGACUUUGGAUGCCACAGGAAGCGGUGCAAGGGUUGCUACCUCCAGGCUCUGUUACGGCUCACUCAGAAGGGUACCACUUGCUCCGAGUUGGGCUUGUAGGCCUGGGACUCAUUGUCUCACUGCUUUCUCACCUCUUGGUGGCCCUCAACCGAUACGUCCUCAUCACCAAGCCUCCAAUCACAUACCAGGCUCUUUACCAGCAGAAGCACACCGCCUGGAUGAUCGGCCUGUCAUGGGGGUGUGCCCUGCUCCUCGCCUUCAUCCCAUCCGGACUGCAAACAUGGCACCAUGACCAUCAGGGGUCCAGAAUCACUACUAGUGGAAACAGCUCCAAUUACACAGGCCUGAUGGUCGCCCUAGCUCUACUAAGCCAGACGGUUGUGCAGCUGCACUGCUACAUGGGGAUUGUAAGGAGGGUGCGAGGCAGUGUCAAACGGGUCAGUGUCCUCAACUUCCAUCUGCUUCAGCAGCUACCCUUCCCAGCUGCAUCACAAGUGCCACGCCGAACACAGCGGCGCUUGAGCAGCAUCUCUGUGCUGCUUCUCUGCCUUGUGUUUCUCCUGGCUACCCAGCCCCUGGUGUGGGUCAGCCUUCUAGGCUUUUUCUUCCAGCCCAUUCCUCGGGGAAUACAGCUAGCCAGCUGGCUACUCAUUUGCUCCCUGUCUGCCUUCAAUCCGCUGCUGUAUACAUGGAAGAAUGAGGAAUUCCGACGCUGCAUGCGUUUAGUUCUACCUGGAGGAGAAACUGCAGUGGUGGCAGCAGAUACUCUGCCCCUCCCUACAGUCUCUCUUCCACCUCAGGAACCAUCUCAGCAGGGCACAAAGAUGAAGAGCAUGGGCAGCUUGGUACUUCAGUGACCCAACCUGGGGAAACUUGUGCAUGUUAAGAGAAAAGGUGCUGAGAGACAUUUGGAAUGCCUCUGACUGGGAGUGACUCACUAAAAUGCUCUCUAUAGCUCCCUGAAGAGAGACAUCAAUUGCUGCCAUAGCAACACUUGUCAGCUUAAAAUUUAUAUAUAUAUAAAUUUUGUAUCAAAUCAGUUUUCUACUUAAUGGAAUUUUACAGUGGUUUAAUAUUGUCAAGCUGAAAGCACAUUAUAUACCUCAAUUUGCCUGUCAGUGUCUUAACUUUUGUCUGAAAUUCUGCAUUCCUUUCUGGCUCACAGAAGUGCCAAUAGAGACCAACUUGUAAGGGUAGGACUGCUGCAGCUCAGUAGUAGAGGGCAUGGUUGGUAUGUGUAAGGUCCAAAAGGCUGGGAAGACCCUCUACCUGAGACCUUGAAAAGUUGCUGCAAUUCAGAGCCAAGUUAAGUUCCUCUCCAUUUGUUUCUUUCUCU